CAAAACAAUCCACAAGCCGAAAGCGCUUGUUUCGUGUGAAAGAGAUUGUGGAGAAUUUAGUGAAAUUGUGCGUAAUUACUAGUAGUAAACCGAUCACACAGCGCAUAGGACUAGUGUACAUUGGUUUUAGAGUCGUUUAAGACCGGAGUUUGUAAGGAAUUAAGUUUAGCAGUAUCACAACAACAGCAGCAUGGCUGACGCAGCAGCACGACAGCUACAGUACGAGUACAAGGCGAACUCAAACCUUGUGCUGCAAGCGGAUGUGCGCCUCAUCGAGCGUCCCCGGCGUGAUGAGGCAACGGGCGAGGUAAUUUCGCUCGUUGGCAAGCUCGACGGUACCCGGAUGGGGGACCGGGCGCAGCGCAGCAAGCCGGAGAAAACGGAAGAGCGUAAGGCGAAGCGGCAGAAGCGCGACGAGGCGCAGUACGACUUUAACAGCAUGAAGGGCGCAACACUGCUUUCCGAAGGUAUCGACGAGAUGGUCGGCAUCGUGUAUCGGCCAAAGACGCAGGAAACGCGCCAAACGUACGAGGUGCUGCUCAGCUUCAUCCAGGAAGCGAUCGGCGACCAGCCGCGCGACAUUUUGCGCGGUGCGGCCGAUGAAAUUUUGGCCGUGCUGAAGAACGAUCGCAUGAAGGAGCGUGAAAAGAAGCGCGAAAUCGACGGUUUGCUGGGCAGUGUGGCGGAUGAGCGGUUCGCGCUGCUGGUGAAUCUGGGCAAGAAGAUUACGGACUUUGGUUCGGAUGCGGCCACCGCCAUCGGUGGUGCGGGACAGGCCGGCCCGGGAGGGGACGAACCGAUUGAUGAAACGUACGGCAUUAACGUGCGGUUCGAGGAGUCGGAGGAAGAGUCGGACGAGGAUAAGUAUGGAGAGGUGCGUGAAGACGAUGGGCAGGAUGAGGGUGAGGAGGCCCGGGACGAUGGUAUUCUGCAUGCGGAAAACCUGGGCGGCGGAGAGGAUAUGAACAAGAAGGAGAAAGCGCUUGAUCCGCGCGAUAUCGAUGCGCACUGGCUGCAGCGUUGCUUGCGCAAGUACUACAACGAUUCAAUGAUGUCCCAGGCGAAAGCGCUCGAGGUGUUGAGCGUGCUGAAGGAGUCGGGCGACGAUCGGGAGUGUGAGAACCAGCUGGUGCUGCUGCUGGGCUACGAUUGUUUCGACUUUAUCAAACAGUUGAAAAAGAACCGACAAAUGAUCCUGUACUGUACGAUGCUGGCGCAGUCGCAGAGCGAGAGCGAUCGGGCGAAGCUGCGCGAUCGUAUGAAGUCGGAUGCGGCACUGGCGAAGAUCUUGCGCCAGCUCGAUACAGGCAAGCAGGAAGCGCAAGAAGCGCGCGACUAUGCCAACAGUGGUGGAGCGGAUGGAUCGGAUACAAAAACUUCGCUUCGAUCCCGUCGCGAGCGGGCCAUGGACGAAGGCGCCAUGGACGACAUGGACGUACACGUGGGUGGUGCUGCCGAACGAACGGCCCCGGUAGGGGGGACCAUUUUGGGCAACCGAACCGUGCUGGAGCUGGACGAGCUGGCAUUCACCCAAGGCUCGCAUCUGAUGGCCAACAAACGCUGCCAGCUGCCGGACGGAUCGUUCCGCAAGCAACGCAAGGGCUACGAAGAGGUGCACGUGCCCGCCCUUAAACCGCGCCCGUUCGACGAAGACGAGGAGCUGAUCGCCAUCGAGAAGCUGCCGAAGUACGUGCAGCCAGUGUUCAACGGGUUCAAGACGCUCAACCGCAUACAGAGCCGGCUGUACAAGAGCGCACUGGAGAGCGACGAAAAUCUGCUGCUCUGCGCACCCACCGGCGCUGGUAAGACGAACGUGGCCCUGCUCACGAUGAUGCGCGAGAUCGGCAAGCACAUCAACGACGACGGUACGAUCAAUGUGGACGAGUUUAAGAUCAUCUACAUUGCUCCGAUGCGAUCGCUGGUGCAGGAAAUGGUGGGCAACUUUGGCCGGCGGCUGGCGACGUACAAUCUCACGGUGGCGGAGUUGACGGGCGACCAUCAGCUGAGCCGGGAGCAGAUUGCGGCGACACAGGUCAUCGUGUGCACGCCGGAAAAGUGGGACAUUAUCACGCGCAAAGGAGGCGAGAAGACGUACACGCAGUUUGUGCGUUUGGUGAUUAUUGAUGAAAUCCAUCUGCUGCACGAUGAGCGUGGUCCCGUGCUGGAGGCGCUCGUCGCUCGCACGAUCCGGAACAUCGAAACGACGCAGGAAGAUGUGCGCCUGGUCGGUCUUUCGGCCACACUGCCCAACUACCAGGAUGUGUCGACGUUCUUGCGCGUACGCCCGGAAACGGGAUUGUUCUACUUCGACAACAGCUACCGACCGGUCGCCCUCGAGCAGCAGUACAUCGGUGUGACGGAGAAGAAGGCACUGAAGCGGUUCCAGGUGAUGAACGACAUCGUGUACGAGAAGGUGAUGGAGCAUGCGGGCCGCAACCAGGUGCUGGUGUUUGUGCAUUCGCGCAAAGAGACGGGCAAGACGGCACGCGCCAUCCGCGACAUGUGCCUCGAGAAGGACACGCUCGGGACGUUUCUGCGCGACGGUUCGGCCAGCAUGGAGGUGUUACGGUCCGAGGCGGAGCAGGUGAAAAACCAAGAGCUGAAGGAUUUGCUGCCGUACGGCUUUGCGAUCCAUCACGCCGGCAUGACGCGCGUUGACCGUACGCUGGUGGAGGAUCUGUUUGCCGAUCGACACAUCCAGGUGCUGGUGUCGACUGCGACCCUUGCGUGGGGUGUGAAUCUGCCGGCCCACACCGUCAUCAUCAAGGGCACCCAGGUGUACAAUCCGGAGAAGGGCCGCUGGGUCGAGCUGGGCGCACUGGACGUGCUGCAGAUGCUGGGUCGUGCCGGUCGGCCCCAGUACGACACGAAGGGUGAGGGUAUUCUCAUCACCAACCACAGCGAGCUGCAGUACUAUCUGUCGCUGCUGAACCAGCAGCUGCCGAUCGAAUCGCAGCUCAUCUCCAAGCUGCCGGACAUGCUGAACGCCGAGAUUGUGCUCGGUACGGUGCAGAACGUGAAGGAUGCCGUCACUUGGCUCGGCUACACCUAUCUCUACAUCCGGAUGCUGCGCCAACCGACCCUGUACGGCGUGUCGAUCGAUGCGGUGAAGGAGGAUCCGCUGCUCGAGCAGUUCCGCGCCGAUCUCAUCCACACGGCAGCACUGCACCUGGAGCGCAGCGGUCUGAUCAAGUACGAUCGCAAGAGCGGCCACCUGCAGGUGACGGAAGUCGGUCGCAUUGCGUCGCACUACUACUGCACGCACGAUACGAUGCUCACGUACCACCAGCUGCUGAAGCCCACGCUCAGCGAGAUCGAGCUGUUCCGCGUGUUCUCCCUGUCCGGGGAGUUCCGCAACAUUACCGUGCGCGAGGAGGAAAAGCUCGAGCUGCAGAAGCUGAUGGAGCGCGUGCCGAUCCCGAUCAAGGAAAGCAUGGAAGAGCCGAGCGCCAAGGUGAACGUGCUGCUGCAAGCGUACAUCUCGCAGCUGAAGCUGGAAGGAUUCGCCCUGAUGGCCGACAUGGUGUACGUUACGCAGUCGGCGUCGCGGCUUUUGCGCGCCAUCUUCGAAAUCGUGCUGCACCGCGGCUGGGCCCAGCUGGCUGACAAGUGUCUGACGCUCUGCAAGAUGAUUGACCGGCGCAUGUGGCAAAGCAUGUCCCCGCUGCGACAGUUCCGCAAAAUGCCCGAGGAGAUUGUGAAGAAGAUCGAGAAGAAAAACUUCCCCUGGGAACGGCUGUACGAUCUGGAGGCGAACGAAAUCGGCGAGCUGAUCCGCGUGCCCAAGCUGGGCAAAACGAUCUACCGCUACAUUCACCAGUUUCCCAAGCUGGAACUCUCGACCCACAUCCAGCCGAUCACGCGGUCAACGCUGCGGGUCGAGCUGACCAUCACGCCCGACUUCCAGUGGGACGAAAAGGUGCACGGCCAGUCGGAAGCGUUCUGGAUUCUGGUGGAGGAUGUCGACUCGGAGGUGAUCCUGCACCAUGAGUACUUCCUGCUGAAGGCAAAAUACUGCACCGAUGAUCAUCUGGUAAAGUUCUUCGUGCCGGUGUUUGAACCCUUGCCGCCGCAGUACUUCCUGCGCAUCGUGUCCGAUCGCUGGAUCGGUGCCGAAACGCAGCUGCCCGUCUCGUUCCGGCAUUUGAUUCUGCCGGAGAAAAACCUUCCCCCGACGGAGCUGCUCGAUCUGCAGCCGCUGCCGAUCACCGCGCUGCGUGAUCCCUCGUUCGAGGCACUGUACGCCGACCGGUUCCCCCAGUUUAACCCAAUUCAGACGCAAGUGUUUAACGCGGUUUACAACAGCGAAGAUAACGUGUUCGUUGGGGCACCGACCGGGUCGGGCAAAACGACCAUCGCGGAGUUUGCCGUGCUUCGGCUGCUCUCGCAGAAUCCGGCCGGCCGGGUGGUGUAUCUGGUGGCGCGCGAUCCGCUGGCUGAUCUUGUGUUUCACGAGUGGCAUCAACGGUUCAGCCAGUCCUCGCUCGGCUGCAAGGUGGUGAAGCUGACCGGCGAAACCGGAACCGAUCUGAAGCUCAUCGCUAAGGGACAAAUUAUCGUAACGACCGCGGACAAGUGGGACGUGCUUUCGCGCCGCUGGAAGCAGCGCAAGAACGUCCAGAACGUGCAGCUGUUCAUCGUGGACGAGCUGCAGCUGAUCGGUGGUGAGGACGGGCCGGUACUGGAAGUCGCUUGCUCCCGUAUGCGCUACAUUUCAUCGCAAACCGAACAACCGAUACGUAUCAUCGCACUGUCUGCCUCGCUGGCCGAUGCGCGCGAUAUCGCACAAUGGUUGGGCUGUGGUACGAACGCCACAUUUAACUUCCACCCCUCCGUUCGUCCCAUUCCGCUGGAGCUGCACGUGCAAGGGCUGAACAUAACGCACAAUGCGUCGCGUGUUGCCGCCAUGUCGAAGCCGGUGUACAAUGCGAUCACCAAGUUCAGCCCGCACAAGCCCGUGAUCGUGUUCGUGACGUCGCGCAAGCUGGCCCGGCUAACGGCGAUCGAUGUGCUGACGUACUGUGCGGCUGAGCUGCAGCCCAAUCGAUUCUUCCACGCCGAGGAGGAAGACAUCAAACCAUUCCUGGACCGCAUGACGGACAAAACGCUGAAGGAAACGCUCUCGCAAGGUGUGGCGUACAUGCACGAAGGGCUGACGGCGGCCGACCAGCGCAUAGUGGAGCAGCUGUUCGACUCGGGCGCGGUACAAAUUGCCAUCUGCACGCGCGAUCUCUGCUGGGCGCUGAACAUUAGCGCCCAUCUGGUGAUCAUUAUGGACACGCAGUUCUACAACGGCCGGAACCAUACGUACGAUGACUACCCGAUUACCGAUGUGCUGCAAAUGAUCGGCCGUGCCAAUCGACCGCUGGAAGAUGACGACGCGAAGGCAGUGCUGAUGUGUCAAAGCUCGAAGAAGGAUUUCUACAAGAAGUUCCUCAACGAACCGCUGCCGGUGGAGAGCCAUCUCGAUCACCGGCUGCACGAUCACUUCAAUGCGGAGAUCGUAACGAAGACGAUCGAAAACAAGCAGGACGCCGUCGACUACCUCACGUGGACGUUCCUGUACCGGCGCUUGACACAGAAUCCCAACUACUACAACCUGCAGGGCGUUACCCACCGGCACCUCUCCGAUCACCUGUCGGAGCUGGUCGAAUCGACACUCUCCGAUCUGGAGCAAUCGAAGUGCAUCGGCGUGGAGGAUGAGAUGGACGCCCUUCCGCUCAAUCUGGGCAUGAUUGCGGCGUACUACUACAUCAACUACACGACGAUUGAGCUGUUCAGUCUGUCGCUGAACAGCAAGACCAAGAUCCGAGGUUUGCUUGAAAUCAUUUCCUCCGCCGCCGAGUACGAGGAUCUGAUCGUGCGCCAUCACGAGGAUAACAUACUGCGCAGCCUGGCGGGACGGUUGCCGAACAAGCUGACCGGCCCGAACGGAACCGCCCCCAAGUACAAUGAUCCACACAUCAAGACGAACUUGCUGCUGCAGGCCCACCUCUCCCGUCUGCAGCUCGGUGCCGAGCUGCAGGGCGACACGGAGCAAAUCCUCGGCAAAGCCAUCCGCCUGGUGCAGGCGUGCGUCGACGUACUUUCGUCCAACGGGUGGCUAUCGCCCGCCGUCGCUGCGAUGGAACUGGCCCAGAUGGUAACGCAGGCAAUGUGGAGCAAAGAUUCGUACCUGAAACAGCUGCCCCACUUCACCGCGGAAAUCAUCAAGCGCUGCCAGGAGAAGGGCAUCGAGACGGUGUUCGACAUCAUGGAGCUGGACGAUGACGACCGGACCCGGUUGCUCCAGAUGACCGAUCAGCAGAUGUCGGACGUGGCACGGUUCUGCAACCGCUAUCCGAACAUUGAGCUCACCUUCUCGGUGCUUGACAAGGAUCGCAUUCAUUCUGGAUCGUCCGUCGAUGUGGAGGUGGCAUUGGAGCGCGAGGAUGACGUGACGGGUCCUGUGAUUGCCCCGUUCUUCCCCCAGAAACGCGAGGAAGGCUGGUGGGUCGUUAUCGGUGAUCCAAAAACGAACUCGCUCCUGUCCAUCAAACGGCUCACGCUGCAGCAGAAGGCAAAGGUGAAGCUGAACUUUGUCGCGCCGAGUCCGGGCCACCACGAGUACACGCUCUACUACAUGAGCGAUUCGUAUCUGGGCUGCGAUCAGGAGUACAAAUUUUCCAUCAACGUAGGCGAUUUCCAGUCGGAGAGCGAAAGCGAAUCGGACUAAGGGCGUUAUGUUGUGCUGUGCACGAGGAGCAGCAGUGGAUCAUUAUUACAGUACAGUACACAACCGUUUCAGGGUUUGUAUUAUCGGUGCAUACAUUUGAAUGGUCGUAUAGUUUUAAAACAACAGUGCGUGUGUGUUUCCCCGUUUACCUUAAACCACUGAAAAAGCUAUGUAUUUCUUACAAGACAGCAUACAUAAAUAGAACAUCUAAACUAUCCGUAGAUUAAAAACAAAAAUAGUAAA
This is a messenger RNA of Anopheles merus, 6958 nucleotides long. RefSeq names its product putative U5 small nuclear ribonucleoprotein 200 kDa helicase (gene l(3)72Ab). The coding region runs from base 191 to 6715 and encodes 2174 amino acids. The transcript has 3 exons. The record is from RefSeq and is a predicted model, not a curated record. Gene Ontology annotation, molecular function: ATP binding; nucleic acid binding; ATP hydrolysis activity. NCBI's taxonomy places the organism in Eukaryota, Metazoa, Arthropoda, Insecta, Diptera, Culicidae. Gene Ontology annotation, cellular component: nucleus.